Phytomonas sp. EM1 is the source of this 1299-nucleotide messenger RNA. Lineage: Eukaryota; Euglenozoa; Kinetoplastea; Trypanosomatida; Trypanosomatidae. The record is from the annotation of a GenBank genome assembly.
GUGCAUAAUCCUUCGUUUUUAAUCUUAUAUUUAUCUAGGUGAUGGCCAUGCUUAUGCAAAGCUAUGAGGACGAAUAUCAUGAAAUUAGCAAGAGAUUUCACGAUGAGUUAGAUGUUUUGCAAGGAACAUUGCAACGUGGAUCUGCAGGCUACACCGCACCCCCCGCUUCUGGUAUCUCAAGCCGCCAGCAACGGUGCGCCAGCUUAUCCAAUCUUAUCGCACAGAUGAAGGAUCUCGUAGUUAACAUGAACUAUGAAUGCAGCGACCUCCCGGUGGCGCUACAGAAGGCGUGCAAGGGGCGCAUUGACAGGUUCAAGGAGGACAUACAAAAUCUGGAAAAGACUGUUGCAAAGAUGAAAGUUGAAGCGAGCGCCGCGGAUAGGCAGAAUUUACUCGGCGGCUCGAAGGAAAGGAUGAAUCCGACCGCCAGCAGCGGCCUCGCCGGUGAUGACCGGAAUGAGAUGGAUAUCGAGACACAAAAAUACCGAGCGCAAAUGAUGGAUAACACCAAAAAGUAUGAGGAUGCGUCAAAGACCCUCCUCCAUGCUGAACGCCUGCUGAACGACACUGAGAUGUCAGGCAACGAGACCCUCACUAACUUGCGGACGCAAACCGAGUCCAUGCGGCAAAUCCAAGAGACCGUCGUCAACGUUGACAGCGAGGUCUCUGAGUCGCGCAAAAUUCUAUUGAAAAUGCAACGUGCAAUGAUCAAGCAUAAACUCAUUCUCUUUGGUAUCAUCUCAAUUCUUAUCUUCCUCAUCCUCGUCGCCAUUUACGUCGAAGUUUCCAAAACGCGUAGAAAUCGUAUGCCGGAGCCCCCCAUGGAGCCCCCUUCCUCUACGAUCCCACCUUCAUCGAUUACUGGCUGACCACUUUUGUUCUUCAAGUUCAGGGGUGAACAAUUACACGUGUGUGCUCGCCUCCACGGUUGCGUUUGUGGUACGAUCGCACGAUGAGAGUUAUGACGAAAACAGCUCGUCUUGUUAUCUCUACGGUACAUCGGCAAUGCGAAUCUUGCUAUUGGUAAUGCAUCAGAGAAGAAAGAGGGGACUAUAUACUUAACCUCAUUCAUAUAUAUAUAUAUAUUCUUGAUAAAUCUUGCUUUGUGUUGCUUUAUGCGGGUUGAUGUUGUGUACACGAGCAAUUUCUUCACCAAAAGAACUAAAAUCAUCUGGCUUGACUAGAACAGGAAUUGCGGUGUAUUAGAAAGACUGGUUUCGGAAUUAGUGACGUGUUAUCAUGUGAAUGAGAAUAUUUUAAGCCCAUUUUGUUGCUUCAGUGAUAUAAAAAAACGCUUGA